GAAUCAAAUCACAUCGGAAUCAAUCUCGACUGGCUCAAGUGAAACCCAUAAGUUCUGUUUUCUUUGUCCUGGAGCCUUGUGUAACAGGUCUUAUUUAUUCCCCUGCACCCCUGUGCUUCGCCUUGUGGCUUUUACUCGCUCUUGUCAACACCUCAGUUUUUAUAUAUUGCGUCAUGGGUGGACUAAAAGAAGACAUCGCAUUCGAUCCUCCCUGUCAUCCACGAGCUUGUGCCAUCCAAGCGUGUUUGACCCGGAGCUCAUAUCAGGAAGAGAAAUGCCAGGCACAGAUCAAUGCUCUGUAUGAAUGUUGCAACGCCUUCUACGUGGAGCGAGGCGAGGAGGCCAAGACUCCCAGUUGUCCCAAGCCCAAUCUGUUGCGGCUGAGGAUGAAGCAACGAGGCCAAGAGGCCUAGCCGGCAGGGCAGGCCCUUCCUUCACUUGAGGUAUCCUUAGGCAUUACGGAUCAUGUACAUACUUUACUACCCGUCGUACUUGUGUCGAUAGAGAUAGAUCAUAGAACCCGAGUCCCCCAGAAGGCAGAAGCAGAAGGCAGGCAGGCAAAGUGCCAGCGCCGUCCGAUCAAAAACCCCCGGAUAGUGUGAAGCUGAAUGUGACAAUUCCCUUGCAGUCUGAGCUCCCAUACAAGUAAAGAGCUAGGCU
This is a messenger RNA of Aspergillus heteromorphus CBS 117.55, 660 nucleotides long. Its product is annotated as DUF1903-domain-containing protein. Gene Ontology annotation, cellular component: mitochondrial intermembrane space. Lineage: Eukaryota; Fungi; Ascomycota; Eurotiomycetes; Eurotiales; Aspergillaceae. The record is from RefSeq and is a predicted model, not a curated record. The coding region runs from base 174 to 413 and encodes 79 amino acids. The transcript is spliced from 4 exons.